CCCGUCUCCAUGGCAGCCGCGCGGGCCGGAGCGCAGCGCCGAACGCGGCCCGGGCGCCAUCGAGUCUUGGCGGCGGACGAGCAGCGAGCCUGGAUGCCGGCCGGGAGCAGAGCCUGAGCGGGACCGCUGGAGCCUGGGGGCCCGGGGGCAAUGGCUCUGCAGCUCUGGGCCCUGACCCUCCUGGGCCUGCUGGGCACGGCCUCGGGCCUGCGGCCCCGGAAGCUGGACUUCUUCCAAAGCAAGACGGAGCUGAACCACCUGGUGGUGGAUGAGGCGUCGGGCAUGGUGUACGUGGGGGCGGUGAACGCGCUCUACCAGCUGAGCGCCGACCUGCAGCUGGAGCAGAAGGUGGUCACGGGCCCGGCCCUGGACAACAAGAAGUGCACGCCGCCCAUCGAGAUCAGCCAGUGCCACGAGGCCGUGCUCACCGACAACGUCAACCAGCUGCUGCUGCUGGACCCGCCGGGCAAGCGCCUGGUGGAGUGCGGCAGCCUCUUCAAGGGCAUCUGCGCCCUGCGCGCCCUCAGCAACAUCUCCACGCGCCUCUUCUACGAGGACAGCAGCGGCGAGCGGUCCUUCGUGGCCAGCAACGACGAGAGCGUGGCCACCGUGGGGCUGGUGAGCGCCACCGACCCGGGCGGCGAGCAGCGCAUGCUGUUCGUGGGCAAAGGCAACGGCCCGUAUGACAACGGCGUCAUCGUGAGCACCCGGCUGCUGGACCGCGUGGCGGGCCGGGAGGCCUUCGAGGCCUACACGGACCACGCCACCUACAAGGCCGGGUACCUGUCCACCAACACGCAGGAGUUCGUGGCCGCCUUCGAGGACAGCCUCUACGUCUUCUUCGUCUUCAACCAGCAGGACAAGCACCCGCUGCGCAGCCGCACGCUGCUGGCCCGCAUGUGCAAGCAGGACCCCUUCUACUACUCCUACCUGGAGAUGGAGCUGCAGUGCCUGGACCCCGCCGACCCGCCCACCCCCUUCAACACCUGCCUGGCCGCCUCCGCCGCCGCCUCGGGCGCCGGCAAGGUGCUCUACACUGUCUUCACCAGAGAGGACCGGGGCGGCGGGGGGCCCCGGGCCGGCCUCUGCCUGUUCCCGCUGGACGAGAUCCACGCCAAGAUGCUGGCCAUCCGCAAUGCCUGCUACACGGGCGAGCUGGAGGGCCACAAGGACGACUACUACAAGCCCUUCCAUGGCGAGAUCCAGUGCGGCGGCCCGGGCCUGGGUGCCGGCGAGAGCUUCGUGUGCGGCUCGGAGCACCUGCCCUACCCCCUGGGCAGCCGCAAGGGGCUCGUCGCCACGGCCGUGCUGCAGCGUGGAGGCCUGAACCUGACCGCCGUGACCGUAGCCACCGAGAACGGCCACACCAUUGCCUUCCUGGGCACCUCCGAUGGCCAGGUCCUCAAGGUGUACCUGGCCCCCGACGGCAGCGCCGUGGAGUACGGCUCCGUCCUCGUGGAGAUCAACAAGAGGAUCAAGCGGGACCUGGUGCUGUCUGCCAACCAGGCCAGUCUGUACGCCAUGACCCAGGACAAGGCGUUCCGGCUUCCUGUGCAGGAGUGCUCGAGCCACCUCAACUGUAAGCAGUGCCUCAGCUCCCGGGACCCCUACUGCGGCUGGUGCAUCGCCACGGGGCGAUGCACGAGGACGGCUGAGUGCCCACGGGCCGAGGAGAGCGGACACUGGCUCUGGAGCCGGGAGGAGUCCUGUGUGACCAUCACGGGGGCCCAGCCCCAGAACAUGAGCCGGCGGGCCCAGGGGGAGGUGCAGCUGACCGUCAGCCCCCUCCCGGCCCUGGGCGAGGACAAGCUGCUGUGCCUCUUCGGGGACUCUCCGGCACACCCUGCCCGUGUGGAGGGCGACUCCGUGGUGUGCAACUCCCCGAGCAACAUCCCCAGCACGCCGUCGGGCCAGGACCACGUGGCCGUGGAGAUCCAGCUCAAGUUCAAAGACAGCGAUGUCUUCCUCACCGCGCACCAGUACCCCUUCUACGACUGCGGCGAAGCCAUGAAGCUGGAGAAGAACCUGCCGUGCAUCUCCUGUGCCAGCAACCGCUGGACCUGCCAGUGGGACAUGCGCUACCACGAGUGUCGGGAGGCCUCGCCCAACCCUGAGGACGGCAUUGUGCCCGCUCACAUGGAGGACAGCUGCCCCCAGUUCCUGGACCCCAGCCCGCUGGUCAUCCCCAUGAACUACGAGACGGACGUGACCUUCCAGGGCAACAACCUGGACACCGUGAAGGUCUCCUCCCUGCACGUGGGCAGUGACCUCCCCAAGUUCGAGGUGCAGGUGAACACGCGGGGGCCAGGAACCUUCUACUUUCGGACCCCGAAGCUGUCCCAUGACGAGAACGAAACGCUGCCCUUGCACCUGUACGUCAAGUCCUACGGCAAAUACAUUGACAGCAAGCUCCAAGUGACCCUCUAUAACUGCUCCUUCGGCCGCAGCGACUGCAGCCUGUGCCUGGCCGCCGACCCCGCCUACAAGUGCGUGUGGUGCGGCGGGCAGGGCAGGUGUGUGUACGAGGCCCUGUGCAGCAACGCCACCUCCGAGUGCCCGCCGCCCGUCAUCACCGAGAUCCAGCCGGAGACAGGCCCCCUGGGUGGCGGCAUUCGCGUCACGAUCCUCGGGUCAAACUUGGGGGUCAGGGCAGAGGACGUCCAGAGCGUCACCGUGGCCGGCCGGAAUUGCGCCUUUGAGCCGGAACGGUACUCGGUGUCCACCAGGAUCGUGUGUGCCAUUGAAGCCACAGACGUGCCCCUCACGGGGGGUGUGGAGGUGGACAUCAACGGGAAGCUUGGCCACUCGCCGCCCCACGUCCAGUUCACCUACCAGGAGCCCCGACCCCUCAGCGUGGAGCCGAGGGAGGGGCCGCAGGCGGGCGGCACCACGCUGACCAUCAACGGCACCCACUUGGACACGGGCUCCAAGGAAGACGUGCGCGUGACCAUCGGUGGCGUCCCGUGUAAUGUGACGCAGUUUGGGGCGCAGCUCCAGUGUGUCACGGGCCCCCAGGCAGCCCCGGGGCAGCUGUCCUUGGAGAUCUACUACGGGGGCUCCCCAGUGCCCAGCUCCGGCAUCACCUUCACCUACCGCGAGAACCCGGUGCUGCGGGCCUUCGAGCCCCUGCGGAGCUUUGCCAGUGGCGGCCGCAGCAUCAACGUGACGGGGCAGGGCUUCAGCCUGAUCCAGAACUUCUCCAUGGUGGUCAUAGCCGAGCCUCUGCAGUCCUGGCGGCGCCGGAGGGAGGCUGGCCCCCUGCAGCCCCACACGAUCGUGGGCACGGAGUACACGCGCUACAACGACUCCAGGGUCGUGUUCCUGUCCCCGGCCGUGCCCGAGGACCCCGAGGCCUACAACCUCACGGUACUCGUGCAGAUGGACGGGCACCGGGUCCUGCUCAGGACCGAGGCCGGCGCCUUCGAGUACGUGGCCGACCCCACCUUCAAGAACUUCACUGGGGGCGUCAAGAAGCAGGUCAACAAGCUCAUCCACGCCCAGGGCACCAACCUGAACAAGGCGAUGACGCUGCAUGAGGCCGAGGCCUUUGUGGGCGCCGAGCGCUGCAUCAUGAAGACGCUGACGGAGACGGACCUGUACUGCGAGCCCCCGGAGGUGCAGCCCCCCCCUAAGCGGCGGCAGAAGCGAGACACCACACUCAACCUGCCGGAGUUCAUUGUGAAGUUCGGCUCCCGGGAGUGGGUGCUGGGCCGCGUGGAGUAUGACAGUCGUGUGAGCGAGGUGCCGCUCAGCCUCAUCCUGCCGCUGGUCAUGGUGCCCAUGGUGGCCGCCAUCGCCCUGUCUGUCUACUGCUACUGGAGGAAGAGCCAGCAGGCGGAGCGCGAGUACGAGAAGAUCCGGUCCCAGCUGGAGGGCCUGGAGGAGAGCGUGCGCGACCGCUGCAAGAAGGAGUUCACCGACCUGAUGAUCGAGAUGGAGGACCAGACGAACGACGUGAACGAGGCCGGCAUCCCGGUGCUGGACUACAAGACCUACACGGACCGCGUCUUCUUCCUGCCCUCCAAGGACGGCGACAAGGACGUGAUGAUCACGGGCCGGCUGGACAUCCCCGAGUCGCGGCGGCCCGUGGUGGAGCAGGCGCUCUACCAGUUCUCCAACCUGCUCAACAGCAAGUCCUUCCUCAUCAACUUCAUCCACACCCUGGAGAGCCAGCGGGAGUUCUCGGCGCGCGCCAAGGUGUACUUCGCAUCGCUGCUGACGGUGGCGCUGCACGGGAAGCUGGAGUACUACACGGACAUCAUGCGCACGCUCUUCCUGGAGCUCAUGGAGCAGUACGUGGUGGCCAAGAACCCCAAGCUGAUGCUGCGCAGGUCGGAGACGGUGGUGGAGAGGAUGCUGUCCAACUGGAUGUCCAUCUGUCUGUACCAGUACCUCAAGGACAGCGCCGGCGAGCCGCUCUACAAGCUCUUCAAGGCCAUCAAGCACCAGGUGGAGAAGGGCCCCGUGGACGCCGUGCAGAAGAAGGCCAAGUACACCCUCAACGACACGGGGCUGCUGGGGGACGACGUGGAGUACGCGCCCCUGACAGUGAGUGUGAUCGUCCAGGACGAAGGGGUGGACGCCAUCCCCGUCAAGGUGCUCAACUGCGACACCAUCUCCCAGGUGAAGGAGAAGAUCAUCGACCAGGUGUACCGCACGCAGCCUUGCUCCCGCUGGCCCAAGGCGGACAGCGUGGUCCUGGAGUGGCGCCCUGGGUCCACGGCCCAGAUCCUGUCUGACCUGGACCUGACCUCCCAGCGGGACGGCCGGUGGAAGCGUGUCAACACGCUCAUGCACUACAACGUCCGGGACGGAGCCACGCUCAUCCUGUCCAAGGUGGGGGUCUCCCAGCAGCCGGAGGACAACCAGCAGGACCUGCCCGGGGAGCGCCACGCCCUCCUGGAGGACGAGAACCGCGUGUGGCACCUGGUGCGGCCCACGGACGAGGUGGAGGAGGGCAAGUGCAAGCGCGGCAGCAUGAAGGAGAAGGAGCGCACCAAGGCCAUCACCGAGAUCUACCUGACCCGCCUGCUGUCCGUCAAGGGCACGCUGCAGCAGUUCGUGGACAACUUCUUCCAGAGCGUGCUGGCGCCGGGCCUGGCCGUGCCGCCCGCCGUCAAGUACUUCUUCGACUUCCUGGACGAGCAGGCGGAGAAGCACGACAUCAAGGACGAGGACACCAUCCACAUCUGGAAGACCAACAGCUUACCGCUCCGGUUCUGGGUGAACAUCCUCAAGAACCCACACUUCAUCUUCGACGUGCACGUCCACGAGGUGGUGGACGCCUCGCUGUCCGUCAUUGCGCAGACCUUCAUGGACGCCUGCACGCGCACGGAGCACAAGCUGAGCCGGGACUCGCCCAGCAACAAGCUGCUCUACGCCAAGGAGAUCUCUACCUACAAGAAGAUGGUGGAGGAUUACUACAAGGGGAUCAGACAGAUGGUGCAGGUCAGCGACCAGGACAUGAACACACACCUGGCGGAGAUCUCCCGGGCGCACACGGACUCCCUGAACACCCUCGUGGCCCUGCACCAGCUCUACCAGUACACGCAGAAGUACUACGACGAGAUCAUCAACGCCCUGGAGGAGGACCCUGCCGCCCAGAAGAUGCAGCUGGCCUACCGCCUGCAGCAGAUCGCCGCGGCCCUCGAGAACAAGGUCACCGACCUCUGACCUCCGGCACCACGGUCCCGAGGCACAGGUGUGUGAUGCCCAGUGCCGGCAUUGGGCGGCCCCUGGGGAAGGAGGCCGAAGCAAGCCGUGGGCCAGCCCUUCUCUCUCGCCGGUGGAGGAAGAGCCCCCGCCCCCCGGGACGUGCGAGUGUGGGUGCGGCGGGGACCCCACCUCCGCGUUGGUAGCCACGUAGCGUCUUUCUCCUGAGCAAUAGUGCCUGGCGCCCUCCAGCACCAGCCCUCCCGGAACACCAGCAUCGGGCGCUGUCUCCGAGUGGCGUCUCCUGAGCUCUUCGCAAAUGUGCCUUUCGCCCCGGCGCCACCCCGUGUGGCUAGGGGCAGCCGGGCCUCAGCCCCCCUUCCUGAGCACCAGCAGCCGCCCAGUGAGGGUCUGGCCUCUUUGGGGGGUCUGAGUGCCUGCAGUCCCCAGGGCCUCGAGCCCAGACUGUCUGCCGCCCGAAUGGGAGGAGAAAAGCGGUACGAUGCCUUCCUGACCUCGCCUGGCCCGUGCCCUGGGGCACCAGCAUCUGGGUGGACUCUGCGCUCCGGGCCUCACCUCCAAGGUCACGCUGGAUGUCAGACGUCGAGGCCCAGGCAGCCAGAGGGGACCCAGCAGAGGAGGUCCAGGCCUGUCAGACAGGCUGUCCUGGAGGCUCCGCCCGGUCUGUGGGGGGCCGGGAGGAGCUCGGCUAGGACACCCCCACCCCUUUUGUAAAUCAUGUUCAUUGUAAAUCAAAUACAGCCGUCUUUUUCA
Messenger RNA from Eptesicus fuscus (big brown bat), 6426 nucleotides. It is a transcript of the gene PLXNB2, whose product is annotated as plexin B2. Gene Ontology annotation, molecular function: semaphorin receptor activity; protein binding. Bases 151 to 5673 code for a protein of 1840 amino acids. NCBI's taxonomy places the organism in Eukaryota, Metazoa, Chordata, Mammalia, Chiroptera, Vespertilionidae. Gene Ontology annotation, biological process: negative regulation of cell adhesion; regulation of cell shape; regulation of GTPase activity. The record is from RefSeq and is a predicted model, not a curated record. The transcript has 37 exons. Gene Ontology annotation, cellular component: semaphorin receptor complex.